AUGGUGGUACGAGACCAGUCACAGGCCAGAGUUGCCAAUGAAGCGUGGAACUCGCCCAGUCGAUCUAUUUCGCCUAUGGCACAUUAUCAAGGCACUCCAGCUGGAACUCAAUUGAGCGGAUCAAAUGCAUAUGUGUAUCCGUCACCGGAUCGCCAUUUUUGGAGAAGCCCAACUCCAGAACAAGCUAAUUUUAGCAGAAGACCUGGUUACGUUCGGCUUUUGGAACAUGUCAUCCAGAUGUCCACUCAACUAGCAUUUCCACAUCACGAUUCUGUUCCACAAGUCGGUAAUGGCGUGAUAUAUCAAGGUUUUAAUCAUGAAGAUGCUUUUGGGGUUCGCUCGCUCGGACAGGUGUCCCACGAUAUCAAAAUUGGCGCUGCUGGAGAGCUUUUGGUAUUUGAAAUCCUUUCAUCUCUUCUCUCCAACCGUGAAGACAAUUUUGGUAGAGAGAAUUGGAAAAGUCGAAUACGACACGAGGUCACAGUGCACCCGGCCUACAGUGAUAUGCCGCCCUGGAGAGGGACGGAGACGGCCGAUAUCGUCUUCUCAGACUUUCAGAGUACUCUGACAGGAAUACUUGUACAACAUGGGUACUUGGAUGAAACAUGGGUGGGCGCUUGUCCAAGAUAUUUCAUUGAAGUUAAAACAACAACCGGCGAAUGUGAUGACAGGUUCUUUAUGAGCAAUGGCCAAUUCCUUCGGAUGCAAAGCUUGGCUCUUACGGAGGGGAGGGUCACAGCUGAUGUCUAUGUCAUUUUCAGAGUCUAUCACUUGACGAGAGAUAGCAUUGAUGUGAAGAUUUAUGUCGAUCCUGAGGCUCACAGAAGGAACAACAAUCUGGUGUUUGAUGCCCAGUCAUGGUCAGUAAAACGACGGGCAUGA
Messenger RNA from Cadophora gregata, 882 nucleotides. RefSeq lists its product as uncharacterized. The coding region runs from base 1 to 882 and encodes 293 amino acids. NCBI's taxonomy places the organism in Eukaryota, Fungi, Ascomycota, Leotiomycetes, Helotiales, Ploettnerulaceae. The record is from RefSeq and is a predicted model, not a curated record. The transcript is spliced from 3 exons.